This is a messenger RNA of Penicillium concentricum, 1533 nucleotides long. Its product is annotated as adaptor protein STE50. The record is from RefSeq and is a predicted model, not a curated record. Gene Ontology annotation, biological process: signal transduction. Lineage: Eukaryota; Fungi; Ascomycota; Eurotiomycetes; Eurotiales; Aspergillaceae. The coding region runs from base 1 to 1533 and encodes 510 amino acids. The transcript has 3 exons. Gene Ontology annotation, molecular function: protein binding.
AUGUCUCUCCAUACCUCCUACCACGCCGAUUCAGAUGCGGACGAUGAAUAUGAGCGCAGUGUGAUAACUUCGCCGCACCUUCACAUCGACUCGGAAUCUUCUCCUACGGACUCCGAUAUUCAUUCAUCAGAACACACCCCGACCAAAUUCGGACAUCCGAUCGAUGGUCCUCGCUCACCGCGAACACUCAUCACGGACUGGGGAGUCGAUGAAUGCAAGGAAUUUUUGACAUCGCUUGGAUUGCUUCAAUAUCACGGUACAUUCCGAGAAAAUGCAAUUGUCGGUGAAGCUUUGAUUGCCCUGAAGCAUGAGGAGUUGAAGGAGAUGGGCAUCAACAGUGUGGGGCAUCGACUGACGAUUUUGAAAAGCGUGUAUGAAAUCAAAGUCAAGCAAGAUGUUCCCCUCGAUGCAGACCAUUAUAUUCCACUUUCGGCGGACCAGAGUAUGAAUGAAACUGCGACACAAGAAGAUCUCGCACGUUUAAUCAAAUCGAUCCAAGUUCGAGACGAAAAGCUCAUGUUGGUUGAAACGGAGCUGCGCCGAAUCACAGACGAUUACCGGCGAUUGCGCGAAGAAAUUCUACCAGUGAUCAAAAUAGUAAAAGAUCGGUCACACCCAUUGCCUCCGCCCUCUUCUGGUGGGCAAUCUUCAGAAAACUGGCACGACAGCACGGCUACUCUCACAUCAACUCCUCAACCCACAGUCGAACUUUCUUCUGGGUCGAAAAUUGCGCGGGCUUUCUCCAAGCGCAUUCAUCCUAAUGGUAACACACCCAAAAACAAUUCGCCAACCCACCCUCCACCUACGAGCUAUGAUGCACGCUCUCAUCACGACAACCUUAAUCCGUCAGCCGCUGCCUUGGCUGCCUCAUCCCAUUUGACGGCCUCAAUGAAUGGAGGAUCACAACUAUCACCUGGAAUUCCUUCGCCGACAUCCCCUCACCACCACCACGGUCAUCCCCAGACCCUCAAUCCACGAUCAUAUACCCAACCACUCUCUAGCGCGAACCGCAACACAGCCUAUGACUAUUCCGAACAGACCCCGACAAUACAUUCUAGAGGAGACCGACUCACCCCGAGUCAGCUUCCAUCGUCCCGCGCCGAGACACCAUCCACUGCGUCACGUCUUGACCCACGACUCGAUAGGUCUGACUCACGGGGCGGUGGAGGCGGAGGCGGCGGCGAGAAUCCAAAUAGCGUGGAGAUCUUCAAGUCAUUCCGAGUCUCUUGGGAAGACCCCUGCUACAAGGUCCUACCAGCUGCUCUUAAGAAAUACAACAUCAAUUCUGACUGGAAGAACUACGCGCUUUAUAUCGUUUAUGGAGAUCAAGAGCGUUGCCUGGAAUUACAGGAGAAGCCCCUUCUCUUGUUCAAGCAGCUAGAAAAGGAAGGACGAAAGCCAAUGUUCAUGUUGCGGAAGAUCCACAUGGACAACCCUUCAGGUACUCCGGGGCCUGGUGCAUCAGCACCUAACAGUGCUGGCUUCGAUGGCGGCCGACAAGGACAAAUCAAUCUUCCAGGUGGUGUGCUCUGA